This is a messenger RNA of Tetrahymena thermophila SB210, 1587 nucleotides long. RefSeq lists its product as hypothetical. The record is from RefSeq and is a predicted model, not a curated record. Lineage: Eukaryota; Ciliophora; Oligohymenophorea; Hymenostomatida; Tetrahymenidae. The transcript is spliced from 15 exons.
AUGAAAUAGAAUUAAAAUUAUAUUGAUUUAUAAGAUUUGCUAAACUAAAAUCUAUCUCUCUAUAAAACUCUCUAAAUUAAUUUGGUAGAAGAGGAUUUAAACAAUUUAAGUUAUGCUUUAAAAAACUGUUCUUAACUUUCAGCUUUAUCAUUGUUGAUUGGAAUAUAUAAUAAGAACUAAAAUAAUAGUUAUAACAAUCUUAUUCUAAUAUGUGGAGCUAUAGAGUAAUUUAAUGAUCUUUAGUAUUUGGAUCUCUAAUUUUCUUAUGGGAAUAAUUUGAGUGAUGAAGAAAUAUCAAAACUAUCUUUGGCGAUAUCUAAAUUUGCAAACCUUUAAACUUUUGUGCUUGUUUUUUCAAGUUAAUUGAUAACAGAGAAAAGUUUUUAUACUUUAACUUGUGCUUUAGGUCUAUGCUCAAAUCUCUAAAAUUUAGAACUUUAAAUCUCAGGUUCAACAAAUUUAGCCUUCAACCAGCAUGGUUUAAUUUCAGGAUUAGAAAAAUGCAAUAAUCUAAAGGAUUUGAAGUUUUCAUUAUCGUUAUUUUCAUUGAAUAAGGAGUUUGUAUAUGAUAUUUGCUCUUCUUUAUCGAAAUGCGACAACCUACAAAAUUUAUAUUUAAAAUUCAUGGGCUGUGACCUUAAUGAUGAUUCAGUAUCUGGUUUAGAGCUCUUGGGUAACUGCCCUAAUAUAGUAGGUUUAGAAUUAAACUUAAGAAAUAAUAAUAUUUGUGGACUGAGUGAGUUUGGAUUAAAGUCUGCAUUAGCAAAAUAUGUUAAUCUUUAAAAGUUUUCUCUUAUUCUUGAUUUAAAUCCAAUCAAUGAUGAAGGUUUAAGCAAUUUAAGUACAGCUUUUUCUUAAAUCACUAAGAUUAGAAGCUUAAAAAUCAUUAAGUCUUGCUAAGUUGUUCAAAAUUAUCUUCCUUAAGUCUUUAUUUAAUAGUAAAUAGUAUUACUGACAAAGGGGCAUCACAUUUAGGUUCCUUCCUUGUAAAAUUAAAAAAUCUCACAAAUUUAGGGCUUUUCUUAUAUAAGUGCUAUAUUGAAGAUGCAGGAAUAUUAAAUAUUGCAACUGGUUUAUAAAAGUGUGAUAAUCUUUAAACUUUAGUCUUAUCAACAUAUAACAGAAAUGUAACCAUGUAAGCGAAAUAAAAUUUAAAGUUUAAAAUUAAGAAAAUAAAAAGAUUAAUCAAAAUUAAAUAAUAUUCUUGAUAAAUUUAAUAAAAGUAUUAUUUAUUUAUAUUCUUAGUAGAAAUAUUUAAACCUCUAAAAUAUUAUUUAAAUUAUUUUUAUAAAAUUAAUAAGUAUUUAAUAAUUAAUUAUCUUUCUUGAAAAUUUUUAAAUUAAUUUGUUAUUUUAAAAAUAUUUGGUCAUCUUAUCUUUGGGAUAUAUAAUUAUUUAAUUUAUACAUAAAAACAGUCAAAAUGUACAUAAAUCUUAUCAAAUUUGUAAUAAAUUAAAUUCAAGUAUAAUGUUGAUUAAAUUAACCAAUUAUAACAUAAAUAUGUAAAUAUUAACUAAAUAAAUAAAUGAAAUUAACUAAUUGUUCAUACUUAAAAUGAAAAUAAAUUUAAAUAAAAAAAAACUUUGA